Molecule: messenger RNA, 713 nt
Organism: Porites lobata
Lineage: Eukaryota; Metazoa; Cnidaria; Anthozoa; Scleractinia; Poritidae
Source: the annotation of a GenBank genome assembly
GAUCGGGUACCAAUACCGAUACCAAUACCUGAAGUAGGUUACACGCAUGCGUCGUCAGCCUGUGACAUCUGUAUCGGUAGUCAAGACUACGGAAGUCGCCUCCAUAUUGGAAGUCUUCAUCCCCGACUUCAGGUCGUCUUGCUAAAGGUUAGAUGGAAUGCCGUUUUGUUUAAAAACACAGCAUGCAUUUAUUCUUCAAACAUUUUAAUCGAUAUAACGCUUCUGAAUCGAUAAGAGCGAGUUCAUUUUACCACGACAAUGUAGAUCGUUUGUUGGUUCAAGUUCUGUUUGAUUUUUGUGUUCAGAAAUGUCAAGCGAAACAAGUUUUGAGAGAGACAGCACAUGGUAAGUUGAAUAAAAAUCGCAUUAUGGAUUAGAUUUGAUUUAAACAAAUACGCAUUGUAUGUGUGAUAUGUUAAUAAACGUGCUUGCCAGAAUUGACGUUCAAAACACGAGGUGUUAAAAAUCUUGUCUUGUACACGAUUAUGGUUCUUUUGAUUUAUCCAGCAAUUCAAACGCCAGCAGAGUUUCUUCUGCAUCUAAAAUGUCUUCUUCAUAAGCUUCAAGGACUAGAGCUUCUUCUAACGAGAUGUCCGCGAACGCCAUGUUUUACCGGUAUCCGUCUUCAACAACUUACAACUUCAUUUACGCACGACGGAAACGACUACGGCUGUGGAAGAUAUUGGUACUGGUAUCGGUAUUGGUACCCGAUC